AUGCCGCCGGGGGGGCUUCAAGGUAGUGUUGUCACUGGCACCGGCUUGCAUUUAGCACCGCAAGGAGUUUGGAAGAAGAUCUUGCGGCCAGCGCCGCAUAAGGACCUAAGGGCCUUUGGAUCAUCUCUAAAUCCCCAAGGUCUUGGCACUCUUGAAGCUCCGCCCGAGGAGGCCAGUGCUCUCAAACCUCCAGAAGUGAGGGCCCCACGCACCUGUCGAGAAACUUCGCAGCGCAGGGGUAGAGGGGCAGGCUCCGAAAAGCGGCAGAGCAGCCAAGAUGUGCCUACCACAAGGCAGCAUGACCGUGAACCGAAAUCAGAGGAGGGACUUGCAAGAAGCAUCGCUCCAAGCUGGUUUGGAAGUUUGGCAAACUCCAGUCGAAACACGCCUGGAGAAAUCACCUUGUUAGCUUCUGUCUUUGCUGAAAGGCCGCCAGUGGUCUUCUUUGACUAUGAUCCGCUUUCUAAAGCUGCUCCACGGGACUGCAGCAGGCUUCUUGGUGAAGAAGAAGUGCAAGCAUUGGGCAUUUCUUCUUUGCCGCAGAUGUUCUUCUGCUUGCAGACGACCCGGGAUGUCCACGAGUACAACGCGGUUGUCAACACCUUCAGGACCGCGGGCUUUGAACGAGUUAGCGUUGGGUCUCCGAAGUUCUCCAUCUAUUGGGGACCACAUCCUGCACCAGAGAUGCUCCGUGGCUUCAAUCCCUACCAGAAAGCGAACCAUUUCCCUGGCUCCUGGCAGUUGGGUCGAAAGGACCUUCUGGGCAAAAACAUCUACAGGAUGAAGCGUCAAUUUCCAAAGGAUUACAACAUCCUGCCAGCUGGCUUUACUUUGCCGGAGGAAAGCACGGCCUGGUCACAAGCCAGAGAGAAGAAUCCAAGCUCUUUGUGGAUUUGGAAGCCUAUCAACUUGAGCUGUGGCAAGGGUAUCCGUCUCUUCAGCAGUUCUAUACCCCCUGGAGUCGAGAAGAAAAUCACGCAGAGGGCUGGUAUCGUGCAACGGUACGUCGAUCGACCGCUGCUGAUCAACGGCUUCAAGUUCGAUCUCCGCCUUUAUGUGGUGGUGACCUCCUUCGAUCCCUUGAAGGUAUACAUUUAUCAAGAGGGCUUGGUGCGCCUCGCCACGCAAAAGUAUCAGUGCUCCGCAGACAGUUUAGAGGAACGAACGAUGCACUUGACGAACUACUCCAUCAACAAGCAUGCUGCGAGCUACAAGCAAAACCUGGACAAGAAGGAAGAUGACACGAAAUCCAAGGUUGAAGCAGCAGAAGCAGAUGCCCUUGAGGGUGAAAGUGAUGAGGCUAUCAGUGACCUGGGCGAUGACGCUAAUGAGGAGGUUGGGAAGAUUUCACUCGCUUUCAGUGAAUUGCUCCAUGCUAAGGUAAUUGGGAUUCGGUGUUACACUGAGCUGCCCCUUACUGCUAUAAGCAGGAAUGCACAUGCACCCUCAUACAGUCCAGGUGUUUGUUCGUGCUCUUUUUUUGCUUCCUCUUAA
Molecule: messenger RNA, 1494 nt
Organism: Durusdinium trenchii
Lineage: Eukaryota; Dinophyceae; Suessiales; Symbiodiniaceae
Source: the annotation of a GenBank genome assembly